AUGGAUCAGGAAGAAAAGCCAGAAAAAAGCCAAGAGAACAAAGAGCGUCCUCUUAAAAGAAAGAGCCUGGAGGACUUCAACUGUCUCACCGUGCUUGGGAAAGGUUUUUCUGGUGAGGUUGUUCUGUCUGAACUCCGAGGCACUGAUGAGGUGUAUGCGAUGAAGAUAAUGAAGAAAGACUUGAUACUAAAAAUGGAUCUUCUGAAGUACACUCUUACGGAGAGGCGCGUCCUGGCUCUGGCCAGCGAACACCACUACCUGACGCACCUUCUCUGCUGCUUCCAGACCAAGGAUUACUUGUGUUUUGUUAUGGAAUAUGUAAAUGGAGGGGAUCUUUCAUACCACAUUGCGUGCUCAGGCAUGUUUAAUGAAGACCGCUCACAAUUUUAUGCUGCUGAAAUUGCUUGUGCGCUCAUGUUCCUCCAUCGUAAUGGGAUCAUUCAUAGAGAUCUCAAACCUGAAAACAUCCUCUUAGAUGCUGAUGGCCACUGCAAAAUUGCAGACUUUGGUAUGAGCAAAGAGAACAUUCUAGAUGGCAAGAAGGCCACUAGUCUGUGUGGCACAGACCUCUAUGUAGCACCUGAGAUGAUACAGGAAUUGGAAUAUGGCCCAUCAGUGGAUUGGUGGGCCCUAGGCGUUAUUAUGUAUGAAAUGAUGAUGGGUCAUGUGCCAUUUAAUGGUGAUGACAAAAUGAAAAUUUUUAGGUCUAUACUCUACGAUAAACCCGACUACUCAUCAAGGCUCAGCAGAAAUGCAAUCAGCAUCCUCAAAGGAUUCCUGAACAAGAGACCCAAGAAUCGGCUUGGUUAUGGCUUUGGCCUGGAAGGUACCAUCAAGGUUCAUCCAUUCUUUAAAACCAUUGAUUGGGUACUGCUGGAGCAGAGAAAAAUUCCACCCCCUUUUAAACCACAAAUUACAACAAAAAGAGAUGAAAGAGAUGAGGAUUUUAACUGUAAAAAGCUUUCUCUUGAGAAUGAUACCAUUAUCACACAGCCCUGGCAAGAGGAAUUUAAAGGUUUCUCCUACAUCAACACCAAAUAUGUACAUUAA
Molecule: messenger RNA, 1050 nt
Organism: Clarias gariepinus (North African catfish)
Lineage: Eukaryota; Metazoa; Chordata; Actinopteri; Siluriformes; Clariidae
Product: protein kinase C epsilon type-like
Exons: 1
Coding region: 1-1050 (349 amino acids)
Biological process (GO): protein phosphorylation
Molecular function (GO): protein serine/threonine kinase activity; ATP binding
Source: RefSeq, a predicted model, not a curated record